UCUUCGGAGUCGCGAUCAAGAUCUCACGACCUGUGUCGAGACGUCAAAAUCAACACCCAACGAAGACCGCAGCACGACGUAUCUGCAGAACACGAAGCGUCUAAUACAUGUCGCCUCGGUCAUCAUAAUCGCUCUGCAUAGGGACUGCCCUCGACACGUCCUCCAAACCUGUCUCGUGCCACUAGGCAGAUCCGAAAGUGGCUUUCACCAGCGUCACGACACUGUCCCUUCAAGACCACCUGAACAUCGCCCCAGACAUCUUGAAUUGCUCCACCGAAGACUUAGAGGGGGAGUUACAACCUUUGAUGAUGGCACAAGCGGUGCCCAAUCCGCCAAACGACAAGAAGAGGGUCAAGGUCUACGAGUUGCGCAACAAUGACUGGUUCGAUAGGGGCACCGGCUUCUGCACAGCGACCUUUUUAUUUAAUGAAAGCAGCCGCCAAGAAGAGCCACGGGUCAUCGUCACAUCUGAAGACCAUCCAGAUCGUAUGCUUUUAGAGACUCGAAUCUGCAAAGAAGAUGGCUUCCAGAAGCAGCAAGAUACCCUUAUUGUGUGGACUGAGCCGACCACCGGCGUUGAUAUGGCCUUGAGUUUCCAGGAAUCAGACGGGUGUGCUUCGGUCUGGAAAUUCGUGAACAGCAUUCAGCAGCAGCUACUAGCAAUGGGUGGACCAGGUAUGUCUUAUAGCAGUCAGAACAUGCACACAGCGCUAAGCCCUCAAGAUGAUGCAUUGUCGGACGAUAUCGCCAUAGACUCCUUCGGCAACUCUAUAAACCUACCUUCGCCCAGCCUCGCAACUCUACCCGAGAUAGAAAUGCAAAUGCGCAGCCUCCACAACACAAAUCCGGGAAGAGAAGCCUUGACGAAGUAUGUUAUCGCGGAAGACUACAUACAAAAGUUAAUACCACUGGUGGAGAUGGCCGAGGAUAUGGAGGAUCUAGCAAGUUUACAUAAGCUUUGCAACAUUAUGAAAACCUUGAUUCUACUCAACGAUACUGCUAUCAUUGAACUCGCGGUCACCGACGAUCUGGUUCUUGGAGUAGUGGGAGCCCUGGAAUAUGAUCCUGACUUCCCUAGCCAUAAAGCCAACCAUAGGCACUGGCUUGGAAAGGAAGGAAGAUACAAAGAGGUGGUUCGAAUCGACGACGACUCCGUGCGGAAGAAGAUCCAUGCUACAUAUCGAUUACAGUACCUUAAGGAUGUGGUGCUUGCCCGGAUCCUGGACGAUCCUACUUUCUCCGUACUUAAUUCUUUGAUAUUCUUCAACCAGGUCGAUAUUGUUCAGCAUUUACAGACUAAUCCAGCGUUUCUCAAGGAGCUUUUCGGUGUUUUUGGCCCUCUCGAGACGGAUCAGGAUCGCAAGAAAGAGGCGGUAUUGUUUAUCCAGCAAUGUUGCGCAAUUGCCAAGAAUUUGCAGCAACCAGCUAGACAACAGCUGUACAACAACUUCCUGGGUCACGGCCUGCUCUCAGUAAUCAAUUUUGCAUUGCGUCACAGCGAUGUGGGAGUUCGAGUUGGAGCUACUGAUGUCCUUGUGUCCAUGAUCGACCAUGAUCCUCACAUGAUUCGCCAGACUAUCUUCCGUCAACUGAACGAGAAACAAACCCCUUUGACAGAUUCUCUGAUCGAUCUCCUCCUCGUUGAAGCCGACCUUGGUGUUAAAGCUUCGAUCGCCGACGCGAUCAAGGUACUCCUGGAUCCAGGUUCACAAGCCUCGCCUACAGAAGGAAUGAAGCAAGCCAACGGUGAAUUCGCUAGAAUCCGACCGCUACCUGAUCCACAGCAAGCCGAAUUUGUCAAGGAUUUCUAUGACGAUUCCGCAAAAAAGUUGUUCAAGCCCUUAGUUGAUUUGAAGGAUCGCGACAAUAUGGAUUUCAGCGUCCAUCAAGUCUCCUUGUUCAUCUAUCUUAUCGAGAUUCUCUGUUUCUUCGUCCGCCAACACACGCACCAUAGCAAGUACUUCGUCUUAUCGGAGAAGUUAGGCCAAAGAAUCGCCCAACUUCUCUCUAGCCCAGAGAAGUAUUUGAAGCUGACUGCGCUGAAGUUCUUCCGCAACUUGGUUGGCCUGCAAGAUGAAUUCUAUAAUCAACAGAUGACUCAGGCUAAACUUUUCGAGCCGAUCUUGAAUAUAGUAGUUGAGACGAUGCCGCGUGAUAAUCUCUUAAACUCUGCAUGUCUAGAGCUGUUCGAGUUUAUCAAGAAGGAACAGGUCAAGAGCAUCAUCACUCAUCUUGUUGAGAAUUACCGAGACACGUUGAAGGAAAUUACCUACGUAGAAACAUUCAACAACUUUAUCCUGAGAUACGACCAAAGCGAAGGAUUUGCGCCAAGUUUGGAAUCCUCUUUCCUAGACACGGACGAUUCUCCCAAGAGACCUGAAGCAGGCCGAGGCAGUAGAUGGGAAUCUGGUAUUAAGGAUCUGGAUGCGCAAGAAGAGGAGUACUUUAACACUUCGGAUGAUGAGGACGAAGCAGCGAAGGGAGUGGGGAGUAGAGCAUCGGUCAAUGGCGCGUCACCUUUAUCUAAACCAUUGGUUGAUUACCCAUCGGAUGAGGAGAAUGAGAAUAUGGAGGUGGAGUUAUCCGCAGCCUCUGACGAAAAUACACCCCCGAAAGGCGGCAAAACCACCGUAACACCUAUAAUGUCAGCGGCGACACUCAACCCUCCUGAAAAGCUAUCUGAGAAACGACGUCGAGAAGAUGAGGACGAAGACGAGAUGAGUAAGCUUUCUCAUCCAAAGCGCCGUAACUCGAUGAACUCUGCCUCUGUAGUCUCGAAUUCCAGCAGUGUGUUAAGAAGAAAGAAGAGCUUCAAUGCCUCACCACAUAACGGCGGUUCUGGUAGCAAGUCCAACAAGAUUGCUAUCAGCAUCUCUCCAGCAAUCAAAACUGGUGGUGAUAGUCCUGCUGGUGACGACGGAAGUUGAGAAUCGAAAACAGUACAGGCGUGAAGCAAAUUUGGUGGCGCUUUCAGGCGGUGUUUGGCGUCAAUGGAUGAUUGUUGAAUGUUGUUAUUAUGA
This is a messenger RNA of Mollisia scopiformis, 3020 nucleotides long. RefSeq names its product DUF625-domain-containing protein. The record is from RefSeq and is a predicted model, not a curated record. Gene Ontology annotation, cellular component: nucleoplasm; protein phosphatase 4 complex. Gene Ontology annotation, biological process: protein dephosphorylation; DNA damage response. Bases 306 to 2927 code for a protein of 873 amino acids. The transcript has 5 exons. Lineage: Eukaryota; Fungi; Ascomycota; Leotiomycetes; Helotiales; Mollisiaceae. Gene Ontology annotation, molecular function: protein phosphatase activator activity.